This is a messenger RNA of Arachis stenosperma, 2664 nucleotides long. Its product is annotated as casein kinase 1-like protein 10. Bases 814 to 2184 code for a protein of 456 amino acids. The record is from RefSeq and is a predicted model, not a curated record. Gene Ontology annotation, molecular function: protein serine/threonine kinase activity; ATP binding. The transcript has 14 exons. Gene Ontology annotation, biological process: endocytosis; signal transduction; peptidyl-serine phosphorylation. Lineage: Eukaryota; Viridiplantae; Streptophyta; Magnoliopsida; Fabales; Fabaceae. Gene Ontology annotation, cellular component: nucleus; cytoplasm.
CAUCCAAAUUUCUUCCUGUUUUGCACCUCUCACAUUCACACCACAGACAGACCACACCAUUUCCUCUCUCUCCUCCAACCCACGCUCUUUUUUCUCUUCUUUUUCUUUUCCUUUCCUUUUUUUCCCGGAAUCUCGAAAAUUUUCCGAGAAAAUUCACCUCCGCCUCAUCAGGUGGGACAGAUCCGAAAACCGGAUGCAUAAUCCAACAAUAACUCAUCUCUCGCCGAGAUCAUCGUAGUCAUUAGAUUUCUUUUCCUCCUUCUUCUUCUUCCUAUACAGUUUCCCCAUUUUUGCACAGUACUUCACUCUUGUUCAGCAAAAAAAAUUUAGUUAAUCCGCUAAAGGAUACUCCGAUUUUCCUCACAUCCUUUUCGAUUUCUGGCUACUUUAUCUGAAUAAGAAAUAAAAAAAGGGGUUUUUCUUUGAGUGAGCCCAUAAUCGCAAUUGUAGCUUUCGAUUCUACUAAGCUGCCUUGAGAUUUCUAGUUCUUGAUCUUAUUUUUAAUUGAUCAAUUUUUUCUUAAUUUGUUUAUUUUUUCCGUGUCUUUGUUGUUGAUGAUGAUUUUUGAGGUAUUGAGGAUUAGCAAGGCCUGAAUUUUUGAGUUGUUCGAUACAGUUUUUGGAUCGCUGUGUUAAUCUUAAUAGAAUCUCUUUGGAUCUGAGGGUUUUCGGGAAAUAAAGGUGGAUCGUUGAUGAGACUCUCGGAGUAGGGCAAAAUUUUUUAUUUUUUAUUUUUAAAUCGGUUAAUGUGUGUGGUCAAGUAGUUUUGUAAUUAAGGAAGGUUGAACAUAUUGAGUUUGUGAUCUUUGUGAUCAUGGAUCACGUUAUCGGUGGAAAAUUCAAGCUUGGGAGAAAGAUUGGAAGUGGGUCAUUUGGAGAGCUCUACUUGGGUGUUAAUGUGCAAAGUGGAGAGGAAGUUGCUGUCAAGCUGGAAUCUGUGAAGACCAAACAUCCACAACUUCAUUAUGAGUCAAAAUUGUAUAUGCUUCUUCAAGGCGGAACUGGUAUACCCCAUUUAAAAUGGUUUGGAGUUGAGGGUGACUACAAUGUCAUGGUGAUUGACCUUCUUGGACCAAGUCUGGAAGACUUAUUUAACUAUUGCAACAGGAAAUUUUCGCUGAAAACAGUUCUGAUGCUUGCAGAUCAACUCCUAAACAGAGUUGAGUACAUGCACUCCCGGGGUUUUCUGCACCGUGAUAUAAAACCCGACAACUUUUUAAUGGGUUUGGGCCGCAAGGCAAAUCAGGUUUACAUAAUUGAUUAUGGUCUUGCAAAAAAGUAUCGUGAUCUUCAAACCCAUAAGCAUAUACCAUACAGGGAAAACAAAAACCUUACUGGAACUGCACGCUAUGCAAGUGUUAAUACUCAUCUUGGAGUUGAACAAAGCAGAAGAGAUGAUCUAGAAUCUCUUGGUUAUGUGCUCAUGUACUUCUUGAGAGGAAGUCUCCCUUGGCAAGGCUUGAAAGCUGGGACUAAAAAGCAGAAGUAUGACAAGAUAAGUGAAAAGAAGAUGCUUACUCCAAUAGAGGUCUUGUGCAAAUCACACCCACUGGAAUUCACAUCCUACUUUCACUACUGCCGGUCAUUGCGUUUUGAAGAUAAGCCUGAUUAUUCAUAUCUCAAGAGACUCUUCCGUGACCUAUUCAUACGAGAAGGUUAUCAAUUUGACUAUGUAUUUGACUGGACUAUAUUGAAGUAUCCACAAAUUGGAUCCAGUUCUAGAGCUCGACUAACCGGGAAGCCAGUCGGAAACCCAGGACUGUCAGGAGAUAGAUUAGAUCGACCUUCAGGUGGGCCAGAGAUUCGGGAAAGAUUAUCAGGUGCCGUUGAGGCAUUUGCAAGAAGGAAUGGCUCUGGACUAAAUCUGCAUAGGUCUUCAGAUGAUGUGCCAUCUUCCAAAGAUGUGCAAGCUGAUUCGGAGAGAACUCGUAGCUCUUCUCGCAAUGGCAGUGCCUCAAAAAGGCCUGUUGUUUUGAGCAGCCGGCCUAGUUCUUCUGGUGAGCCUAGCGAGAACCGUUCAAGUAGGCUGCUUGCAAGCAGCAGCCGUCUAUCUACAACUCAGAGGAUUCAACCAGGUCUGGAGUCCAAAACGUCAUUCACCCGUGCAUCCGGGACAAGGGGAGGCCGUGAUGACACACUCAGGAGCUUUGAACUCCUGUCAAUUGGUACGGGAAAAAGGAAAUGAAGAACUGUGUGGUCAGAAGACUACUUGCGCCAAAGGGCAUCAGUUCCAUUCAUGAAACUUCUGAGAUAUCGCACAAUUGUUGAUUACUAUGUAUAUUUCCAUCUUUAUAUUGGGUCCAUUCAAAGGCUAUAGAGCUAAUUGGAAUUACCUCAUGAAGCUUUGGCAGACUUCUUCUAUACCUCUUCAAAUGUUCUUCCAUGAUUUAUUUCCACAUGGACCCAUAAGAAGAGAUACUAUGUUACUCUAGGAAUUUGUUUAUAUGCAAGAACUAUAUGGCUACUUGAUAAAUACAUUCUCUAUAUUUUUGUGUUGAGGAAAAAAGAAAAACGACAUGCAAAAAAUGCUAUGCAAUUUUGCAUAAUUCCAUGCCUGUGGUUGGAAGCCGAAUGAUUAUAUUGUUUCGAAAUGUUCUUGAAGCAUGACAUCAUUGAAAUCAAUUUUUGAAUUAAUACUAUAAAUGUUGGCGUUCAGGUUGUUACA